ACGAUAUCCAGAUUCUAAGGUAAGAUCUUAUUAAGGAAGAUCAGUGUGGUCUUUCAGGUUUAUCUAUAACGAUUCGUUUGCAGAUGUUUUCCUCAUUGCUGCCCGUGCCACGUGAAACGGAGUUACUGUGGGUCCCCUCUCGAAGUGUCAGUGCGUUUUGAGCAUGGUAAUCAAUCAACUGGAGUGCCAUUCGACGCCAUCAACAUCUUCGUAUUCGCUCGCUUCGAAAUAGCGGGUGAAGAUAAUCUGCCAGCUCGUAUGUACUCUCUGCGCACUCUUCGAAGCACUACACAAGACGAUUCUAGUGUGGAAGCGCCAUGGAUCGAGGGUGUACGCCAGUCGACAGAUCAGCACCAACGCUCCAUCACGUUCAUGUUGAACGGUGAGCCUUACGAUAAAUGGUAUUACCACUGGGAAAGCAGCUCUCACAAGAUGCAGCGUGCCGCAAAACACGUGCUACGAGCCUACGUGCUGUACCAAUUCCCAUCCCGAUCGACCGAUUUUGAGAGGACACAAUCUGCACAACAGAGUAGCCAAUUACCAGAUGACAAGCUCGAUUUACUCUGCUUUGUGGAUUCGCCUCCAUUCACGUUGGUAUCGUAUCCAAAUGUGUGA
Molecule: messenger RNA, 615 nt
Organism: Phytophthora nicotianae INRA-310
Lineage: Eukaryota; Oomycota; Peronosporomycetes; Peronosporales; Peronosporaceae
Exons: 2
Coding region: 259-615 (118 amino acids)
Source: RefSeq, a predicted model, not a curated record